Molecule: messenger RNA, 1320 nt
Organism: Huiozyma naganishii CBS 8797
Lineage: Eukaryota; Fungi; Ascomycota; Saccharomycetes; Saccharomycetales; Saccharomycetaceae
Gene: STP22
Product: ubiquitin-binding ESCRT-I subunit protein STP22
Exons: 1
Coding region: 1-1320 (439 amino acids)
Biological process (GO): protein modification process; endosome to lysosome transport; protein transport
Cellular component (GO): ESCRT I complex
Molecular function (GO): ubiquitin binding
Source: RefSeq, a predicted model, not a curated record
AUGCUUGCUUCAAAUGGGGGGCAAGGGUCGUUGGGUGAGAAUCUUCCCAAAUCGGUGAUUGACUGGUUAUACAAAGUUGUUCAAUCGAUCUAUAAGACGGACCCACGGGCCGCUUUCCACGAUUGCGUCGUCGCCCUGUCGUUGUACAAAUCCAACCUCAGGCCCAGGACGCGGGUAUUUACAAAUCCAAGUGGGGAAGCACAACUCCUGCUGUGCCUUUACGGUGACUUCGUCAACGUCCAAGUGUCCGGUCCAGUCCCCAUACUCAUAUGGGUUUGUUCUCAGUACCCGUUGAAGGCGCCAGUAGUCUUUGUAGAUGUGGAAAAAUUGGGUCCUGAUAGAGAGGUGCGUGUCGGUGGGCAGAUAGACUCCAAUGGUCAAAUUUACUUGCCCAUCCUACACCAAUGGGACCCGAAGUUGAGUAACGUGGUGAAGUUGAUCAAAGAACUGGAAACGUUGAUACAGACGCAGCAGCUUGUCACAGAGUUGGGCAGGCAGAGUCCCGAGACACCUGCGAUACCGAAGGAUACACGUUCAACAGGUGAUAAGCCGCCACUGCCGUUGAAGCCAAACCAAAGUAUCAGUUCUCCCAAAAGCAUAGAUCCAGAGCGCCAACAGGCGUACCCUAAAACAAUCGCUGAGACACUUCCGCCACCAAUCCCGGCAAGACCAGGGUUUGUAUCCCCUCAACCACUCCCCAACCGCAGGAUCUCCCCUCCAGUGGCGAGGGAGCCGGUAAACCGUCCCACCCCACUUGCUGACCUUGACCUUAUGGAUACCGACUUACCCCUUAAUACAAAAGAUGACCCACAUAAACAAGCAUUGGAUAUUCUUACCAAGAAAUUGGAAGGCUUGACUGUGCGCGAGCACUCUGUCGUGGCCGGACAGUUCGGGCAAAGGAAGGCGAGCAUUGAGAAAAGUAUCGCACAGUUUAAUGAUCUACUAGCCUUCGAAACUCAGCAAGUGGAACUAAUGGGGGAUCAAGUCGCCCAGUACACCAGCUCACUUCGACGUGAAAUGAAACGGCUCGACAACAACGUCUCAGACUGGGAGGCAAACUACGAAAAGGCGGGCAGCACCGCCAGACUGCACCAUACAGAGACAAGCGGACUGGACCAACUGUACGACCUCGUCGCUCAAGAUCUCGCCCUUGAUGACACGAUUGAGUUCCUGUACAGCCUGUUGAAUAGAGACAGUCUCUCCCUGGAUCUGUACGUCAGGAAGACAAGGGCUCUAGCCAAACAACAAUUCAUGAUCAGAUUGCACAUUGAGAAGAUAUGCAAUAUGCUCAAUGCUACUCCACAGGGCCUUGCAGGAUGA